Molecule: messenger RNA, 5004 nt
Organism: Annulohypoxylon maeteangense
Lineage: Eukaryota; Fungi; Ascomycota; Sordariomycetes; Xylariales; Hypoxylaceae
Product: putative 3-oxoacyl-synthase
Exons: 2
Coding region: 78-4802 (1574 amino acids)
Biological process (GO): long-chain fatty acid biosynthetic process
Cellular component (GO): fatty acid synthase complex
Molecular function (GO): holo-[acyl-carrier-protein] synthase activity; 3-oxoacyl-[acyl-carrier-protein] reductase (NADPH) activity; fatty acid synthase activity
Source: RefSeq, a predicted model, not a curated record
ACCUGCUUCCUUACCAGUAUCGCAGAUUUCAAGUUGUGAGAAGCUGAACUAUUUUCUGUCGUGAUUCUUGUUAUCGGAUGAGUGUUUAUGCUUCGUAUCGCAGAACAACUGAAGCCCUCACGAUGGGGCCCCAACAGCAUGAGCAAGAGCUUGCUCAUGUACUCCUUACAGAACUGCUAGCGUAUCAAUUCGCUAUGCCGGUGCGAUGGUCGGAAACUCAAAGCAUACUGUUCGACAACAUCAAUGUUGAGAAACUGGUUGAAUUCGGCCCAUCCCCUACUCUUCUGAGUAUGGCGAAGAAGACCCUAGGCCAAUUCAACCUUGAGUCGGACGCAGUUAAUGGGAUCAAGCGGUCUCUUCUUUCAACCAGUGCCAACUACGACGAUCUCCGGUACGAUGUCCCUCCGCCACCGGAGCCAGAGACAACAGAGAGCAGUCCAAAACCAGUCUCCGAGUCCAGUAAGCCCGUCUCAGAGGCUCCUGUGGCACAGGUAGCACCACCCGCAAAAUCAGAUUCCCCAAUUCCAGAUGUUCCAGUUAGCGCAUUAGAAUCAGUCACAGCACUCAUCGCGAGCAGCCUCAAGAAGUCGGCUUCGGAUAUAAAGCUUGAAGAUAGCAUAAAAUUUGUUUCAGGAGGGAGAUCGAUAGUUCAAAAUGAGAUAAUAGGGGAUAUGUUGGAGGAAUUCGGGCCGUUGGCAGAUGACGUCGAGAACAUACCCCUAAAGGAGCUCGCUUCGACGAUCCAAGGCACAUAUGACGGAAAAUUGAAGAAGUGCCUGCGCACCAGGAUAGAGAAGAUGAUCGGAUCCAAGAUGCCUGGUUCAUUCGACCUCAUCUCGGUCAGAUCAUACCUGAGCGAUAAAUGGGGUCUUGCUUCGGGAAGGCAAGACGCGAUUCUCUUAAUCGCGCUUGGUCAACAGCCAUCAACCAGGUUAAAGAAGAACGAAGAUGCCGAGUCGUUCUUUGAUAGCAUCACUCAGAAGUACCUGGACGAUGCGGGGCUGUCCAGGCAAAGGAGCGCCACUACUGCAAGCCCUCAACAGACGAUGCUAGAUUCGAAGGUAGUGCAACAGAUUCGCGAGGAGCAUUCUCAAUUGAGACGAAAGAUAGCAGCACUCCUUUCCGAUGAUGAAGAAUCAUUACCACUUUCAACUUCUGGUGGUGAUUUGACAGAGAUUCAAGACAAACUCGAUACGUACGAAAAAGAGCUGGGUGAAGACUUCUGCAAUGGCAUCAAGCCAAUUUUUAAGGCUGAUCACCAGCGAUCGUACGAUUCCGUCUGGAACUGGGGUCAUGUCGACCUUCUUGAAGAAUACUACAAUCUCUUAGAGAAUAGUGCGAGCCAAGACGGCCUUGAAUCUGCUAUAGAUGGCCUUCGGAAUAGAGCUAGUAGCAGACUCAAAAAAGCCCGGCAAUAUCUGCUCAGUAAAUGUUGUUCAUUAGAGUACAAAGGGGACGAAGGAGUUCAAAAGAUGCUUGACAAGCUUAGUCCUAAAGCUAUAAAUCAUAUUAAUAACAGACCGCCAAUUGUACCGCUCGAAGCCCGCAAUUCAAAUAUUGAUGGGCGGCCGGAAGGGGAGGUUAGAGCCAUCAAGUCCCCUCACAUACUUAGGAGGAAAGGGGCAUCGUGGACCCCCAAUCAACACCUAACGACACUCAUGAACCUAGAUGGUUCCGUCACAUCAAAAAUGUUCUCCGGCAAGGAUAUUCUCCUUACUGGAGCAGGCCCGAAUUCAAUCGGCAUCGUCCUCCUUCAAUCGCUCCUUCAGGAGGGAGCUAGGGUUGUAGUAACAACCACCAGAGCAAUGCCGGAAGCAGGUCCAAUAUACCAGAAGAUAUUCGCACGCCACGGCGCUGACGGAUCCAAACUCGUUGUUCUUCCUUGCAAUCAGGGAAGCAAGCAGGAUAUCGAGAAUCUAAUCACCCAUAUAUACGACCCGACAAACGGGCUAGGAUGGGAUCUUGACUUCAUCAUCCCGUUUGCGGCGCUAGCUGAAAAAGGUCGUGAGAUCGAUAAUAUCGAUUCUAGAUCUGAACUCGCGCAUCGCGCUAUGUUGACGAAUGUUGUGAGGCUCAUGGGCGCCGUCAAAGUUGCCAAGGAAUCGCGCGGUUUUCGAACAAGACCGGCGCAGGUCUUAUUGCCCCUUUCCCCAAACCAUGGUACUUUUGGUAGUGAUGGGUUAUACUCCGAAUCCAAGAUAGGACUCAUGACGCUACUGAACAAGUGGUCGUCUGAGAAUUGGAGCGAUUACCUCUGUCUCUGUGGUGUCAUUAUCGGCUGGACUCGUGGGACAGGUCUGAUGGCGGCCAACGACGCGAUCGCAGAAGAGAUCGCAAAGCGUGGUGUGACUACAUUUUCAACUGAAGAGAUGGGUAAACUCAUAAUAGGGCUCAUGUCUGAUCCUGUCGUGUCAAUCUGCCAGACUGAAUGCCUCUUAGCGGACUUCAGCGGAGGUAUGGGAAGCGAUCCUGAGUUAGCAGCAUUCAUCGCAGGAAUCCGGAAUUCUAUGCGCCAAGACGAAGAAAUAAGGCGCGCACUUGCCGAUGAAGAAGCACUUGAUGAAGGUGCUAUCCGAUGCAAACCCACUACAGCGCCUCAGCCGAACCCAGCGCCACCUUCUCCUCCUUUAGUUGAUCUUGAGCUCGGCUUCCCGGCGCUGCCAGACUACAGUACCAAGAUAAAACCUUUGAACUCCAAGCUCGAUGGUAUGGCCGAUCUAGAGUCAGUGGUAGUCGUAGUCGGUUUCGCUGAAAUUGGACCCUGGGGUAACUCCCGAACAAGAUGGGAGAUGGAACUCGAAGGAGAAUUCUCAAUCCAAGGUUGUAUCGAAUUAGCGUGGAUGACUGGACUCAUAAAACACAACCAAAAGCCAGCUCCUUCUGCCAACGGAGCCGCAGCUACAUGGAUAGAUGCAGCUACCGACGCACCUGUCCAUGACCGCGAGAUAAAAGCGAAGUACGAGAAGCAGAUUUUGGAGCACACAGGACUGCGACUCAUCGAACCAAGCCCCCUAGACCACCCCAACCGAGACAGCAAGCAGUUUCUCCAGGAGGUCAUCGUCCAACACGAUCUUGAGCCAUUUAGCGCGUCUUUCGACACGGCUAUGGAGUUCGUACGAGAACACGGAGAUAAAGUGAAGAUCACGCAGAUCGCGAAAAGCGACCAAUUCUCGGUGCAUGUCAAAAAGGGCGCCACCUUGAUGAUCCCCAAAGCCAGGAUCUUCGAUAGAAUCGUAGGCGGCCAAUUGCCGACUGGCUGGGAUCCUACGAUAUACGGACUCCCGCAAGACCUCUGCGAGAGCGUAGACCGGUGUACCCAGAUGGCUCUCGUGUGCGCUGCCGAGACCUUCCUAUCUGCUGGCAUAACAGAUAUAUACGAAUUAUACAAGACGAUCCAUAUCUCAGAACUCGCCAAUUGCGUAGGGUCAGGCAUGGGUGGUGGUCAAUCCUUGCAGAAGCUGUAUCGUCAAAGAUUCCUCGAUCGACCAGUGCAAAGCGACAUCCUAGCGGAAGUUUUCAUCAACACGACAGGCGCGUGGUUAAACAUGCUUCUCAUGUCCUCGGCCGGCCCGACAAGAACCCCCGUCGGCGCUUGUGCUACAGCGCUCGAGUCGCUCAACCAAGGCUUUGAUCUCAUCACUAGCGGCGCCGCGAAGAUCUGUCUAGUCGGAGGUUUCGAUGACAUGACCCAAGACACAUCAGCCGAAUUCGCCAACAUGAAAGCGACGAACAACAGCAUGGCGGACCUCGAACGAGGCCGCGCCCCACACGAGACCUCUCGUCCGUGUGCCUCGUCCAGAAAAGGCUUCGUCGAAUCCGAGGGCUGCGGAAUGCAGCUUCUAACCAGCGCUAAGAUAGCCCUAGAUCUAGGUCUACCCAUUCGCUCCAUUGUCGCUCAUGUGCAGACAGCAAGUGAUGGCACCGGUAGAUCGGUUCCCGCCCCAGGAAAGGGCAUCAUGGUCAACGUGCGGGAAACUCCCAAUCCCAACCCGUCUCCACUCCUCGAUAUUGACUACCGGCGACGCCUCCUCUCACACACACUAAAGUCGAUACGGGAGCGCCAAGAACUGUUUGGGACACUCUCGACCCCUAACAGCCUCGACGAACUCACCCUCGCCACCCAGCGCGAAGAAAAAGAAGCCCGGCGGCGCUUCGGCAACUCCUUCCACACCCACGACACGCGCAUCUCGCCGCUCCGCGGGGCAUUAGCAGUAUGGAACCUAACCGCCGACGACAUCGGCGUCGUAUCCCUACACGGGACCUCCACGGACCUCAACGAGAAAAACGAAGUCGAAGUCCUACACCGGCAACUGCAGCACCUAGGACGCACCCCGGGUAACGCCGCGUUAGCCGUAUGCCAAAAGUACCUAACCGGGCACCCGAAAGGAGCCGCCGCAGCGUGGAUGCUGAACGGGUGUUGCCAGAUCCUCGAGUCCGGACUCGUUCCGGGAAACCGGAACCUGGAUAACGUGGAUUCUGCGUUAGAAAGGUGGGAGAACCUAGUUUUCCCGGACCGGACGAUUAGAGUUGGCGAGGUAAACGCGUUCAGCGUGACGAGUUUUGGGUUUGGGCAGAAGGGCGCGCAAGCGCUAGGGGUGCAUCCUCAGUACGUAUUCGCGACGAUCGGGGCGGCCGAGUAUUCGGCGUACGCGCGGCGGCGCGGGGAGCGGUAUGCGCGGGCGAAGCAGCAUUUCCAGAACACGUUUUACGGGGGUAGUUUAGUUGUUUUGAAAGACUCGGCGCCGUAUUCCAAGGAGGAGAAGCUGAGGGCUUUGACGGAUGCGUCGGCGAGGUUUGGGUGAUGAGGAGGGGAAGAGUUUUCAGAGAGGCGUUUGCAGGGUGAUCGUUUCCUUGAGCGUGAUGAGGCUUAGGGCUAGGGUUGAUGAUUCGUGUCGUACCAGCGCCACCACAUACGUAAUCACGACGAGAUAGGCGAGGGGUUCUGGAAGGUGGUGGAAAGGUGUUAAUUUUAUGUUGCAGUAAUUAAAUCAUUAUUUUCUACGA